CAGUUGCAAACUAUCGUUUCGUUUUCUGAGGUGGGACGCUUUAAGCCUUCCCGCCGAGAUCCGGAGCUGUCCUCCAGCUGUUAGAAAGAAAGAGCUUAUUUUUCUUUUGCAAUCUCUUGAUACAACUCGCGGCUUACAUUUUUGGGUGGACGUGUUUUCGAAAAUUCAGUAGAGAACUGAAAAGUGAAAAAGUUUUAACUUACAGCAAAAGGUCCUUUGAUUGAGAGUUUUGUUUAGUCCUCAUUUUUAACUCUUAAGCAGACCCAGCCCAACAUGGUGAUGUUCAAGAAGAUCAAGUCUUUCGAGGUAGUUUUUAACGACCCCGAAAAGGUGUACGGCAGUGGGGAGAAGGUCGCUGGCCGGGUGAUAGUGGAAGUGUGUGAAGUCACUCGAGUCAAAGCUGUCAGGAUCCUGGCUUGCGGAGUGGCCAAAGUCCUGUGGAUGCAGGGAUCCCAGCAAUGCAAGCAGACGUUGGACUACUUACGCUACGAAGACACGCUUCUCCUGGACGACCAACCAGCUGGUGAGAAUGAGAUGGUGAUCAUGAGACCUGGAAACAAAUAUGAAUACAAGUUCGGCUUUGAGCUUCCUCAGGGGCCUCUGGGAACAUCUUUCAAAGGAAAAUAUGGGUGUGUGGACUACUGGGUGAAGGCUUUUCUUGAUCGUCCCAGCCAGCCAACUCAAGAGACAAAGAAAAACUUUGAAGUGAUGGAUCUAGUGGAUGUCAAUACUCCUGAUUUACUGGAACCUGUGUCAGCUAAAAAGGAGAAGAAAGUUUCCUGCAUGUUCAUACCUGAUGGGCGGGUGUCUGUCUCUGCACGAAUUGACAGAAAAGGAUUCUGUGAAGGUGAUGAGAUUAACAUCCAUGCUGAUUUUGAGAAUACGUGUUCCCGCAUCGUGAUCCCCAAAGCUGCCAUUGUGGCCCGCCACACUUAUCUUGCCAAUGGCCAGACCAAGGUGCUGACGCAGAAGUUAUCAUCAGUCAGAGGCAAUCACAUUAUCUCCGGAACCUGUGCAUCAUGGCGUGGCAAGAGCCUUCGAGUGCAGAAGAUCAGGCCUUCUAUCUUGGGCUGCAAUAUCCUGCGAGUUGAAUAUUUCUUACUGAUCUACGUUAGCGUCCCUGGCUCCAAGAAAGUCAUUCUUGACCUGCCCCUGGUUAUUGGCAGCAGGUCAGGCCUCAGCAGCCGGACGUCCAGCAUGGCCAGCCAAACCAGCUCCGAGAUGAGUUGGGUAGACCUGAACAUCCCAGAUACCCCAGAAGCUCCUCCUUGCUAUAUGGAUAGCAUUGCUGAAGAUCACCGGUUGGAGAGCCCCACUACUCCUCUGCUAGAUGACACAGAUGGUUCUCAAGACAGCCCUAUUUUUAUGUAUGCUCCUGAGUUCAGGUUCAUGCCACCACCUACUUACUCUGAGGUUGAUCCCUGCAUCCUGAACAACAAUGUGCAGUGAGCAUGUGGAAGAAAAGAAGCAGUUAUACCUACCUGUUUCUUUUCAUCUCUCUUCCUGGACUCUUUGAUUUUUUAGAGACUCAACAGUCUCCACAGUGGGGUACAGGUCCACCCCAGCCUCUGACUCUCCAGUGUAGGAGGUGAUCAGCAGGCAAUCUCCUGGGCCUUAAAGGGUGCAUACUCGUCCUCAGCCAGUGAGAUGAUGUGAUACAGAGUUUUUUGCUAGAUGGGUUUAAAAACACAUUAGAAAAAAAACUAAGGCCCAUCCCAUUUUCUUGAAUCUCUUCGAAAAUUGAGGCAUUUUCAGUAGUUUUGAGUAAGGGGUAGAAAUGGCAUCCUGGAAUGGUGUUCCCACAGUUAAAUUGAGGGGAUUAUAUAAUAGAGAUACUGUUAUAACAAUAGAUCUUGAACCUCUGCCAUGUGGAGGAGAGCCAAUUUAGCAAACUAAGAAAGUGAAAAGAAAAAAUGGUCAUGGCCAAAACUUUGGGAAAAGGAUAUUCUUAAAAUCAUUGUUCCCCACUGUUUGUACACUUACAGAAAAAGAAAAGCCCUCCAGAAUUGAUUGGGUUUGGACUCUGGAGCAAGCUUCCCAUGUGAAUUAAAGGGGAGGAGCUUUAAGUUUCAUUGUUUAGAAAGUAGUUUUAAUCAGUCAUAAAGCAGUAGUAACUGUGCCCCACCAGAGGUCUUAAAAGCCAUUUUUAGAGCUUGUUGCACUGUGUUCUCCUGUUGGCAAACAUUUUUAUGUGGGAGAAAUUUUUUUUUUUUCUCGUGUGACUCCUUGGAAUUGAUUCUGAGGCAAUGUCCUUAGCACUUUAGUUUGUGUCAAAUUUGGGGUUUUUUCCUUUCUCAGAUGUAAGCUAAAACUGGUCUACUAUGUCUCUAGGGGUAAGCACAAUGACAGGGAAAAAAAAGUGUUCCUGCUUUUGAGACUUUGUCCCAGUGUACGGAAUUCUGCAUUUCUGACACUGAUCACGUGAGAAGGGUUGCUGCUAUCAGCCUUGCCCACUGUGACUUCUCCAAACCCAAGGAGGAACCCUAGAUAAAGUGCCCCAACACUGUGAUGAGAGCAUCCAGAUGUUGCCAUGAGAAACCAGAAGGCAGAUCUUCACAGAAGCCCCAAGGGCUCACUUCCUGCCCAGUGUUAGGAGACAGGGUUGUUGACAGCCCCUGUUUCACUGCAGCCUCUAGCACUUGGUCAGUCACUCUCCGCCUUAGCACUUUGUUCACUGUCCUGUGUCAGAGCUCUGAGCUCUAUCUACCCUUUUCUGAAAAGGUAUGUGGGCUGAAGGUGGUUUCAUUUUUUGUUUUUUAAUUGUAUAUCUUUUUGUAUGAGAAAAACUAUAUUUUGUACUUAACCAGAUAUAUUUUUCACCCCAGGUGGGGGUAUUCUUUGUAAAAAAAAAGAAAGAAAAUAAAAAGUUUUUUAAUGGCAAAAAAA
Capra hircus (goat) is the source of this 2886-nucleotide messenger RNA. It is a transcript of the gene TXNIP, whose product is annotated as thioredoxin interacting protein. The record is from RefSeq and is a predicted model, not a curated record. Gene Ontology annotation, molecular function: ubiquitin protein ligase binding. The coding region runs from base 274 to 1449 and encodes 391 amino acids. Lineage: Eukaryota; Metazoa; Chordata; Mammalia; Artiodactyla; Bovidae. Gene Ontology annotation, biological process: protein transport. Gene Ontology annotation, cellular component: cytoplasm. The transcript is spliced from 8 exons.